Molecule: messenger RNA, 4304 nt
Organism: Lepisosteus oculatus (spotted gar)
Lineage: Eukaryota; Metazoa; Chordata; Actinopteri; Semionotiformes; Lepisosteidae
Source: RefSeq, a predicted model, not a curated record
UCUCUCUGUACGGCACACUGACACACAGCUCUGUUUUACUUACGCUCUCACUGAUGACACACUUUUUCAGUGAAGGGAUGGAAGAGAGAAUCUCCAGUUAUGCUUGUUAAUUUUAUUGGUUUCUCACAUUUUUGUAUGCUUCUGCAAACUCUCCAACAAUCUUAUUGUUCCCCUUAAUGAAGGAACACAUAACACAUAAACAGGAAGCAGUACAGAAAUAGUCUUUUACCGCAUCAGCCUCACCAGGUCCUCACAUCUGAGACACAGACCUGGAGUGGAGGUGUUGCAACUGGUGGUAUAUCAACACUGUACAGGCAAUACAGACAGAGGGGGAGGAAAAUUGAAUUACAACUUUCUUAAUUCAUAGACUGCUAAUACGUGUUCCUCAAGUUCAAUUAUGUAAUUUAGGGCGACAAAUCAAAACAGCUGGAUUGGUUCUGUCCAGGACCAGUAUUGGAGACCCCGGCGGCCUGCAGCUUAAAUAAGGUUGAGGAUAUGAACACAAUCACCUUUCUUAGAUUAAAUAGUCUUUUAGCUCCACUUCAAUGGGUUAUAUUUCUCAGUUCGAAUACCUCCUUCAGUCGAAGGCUUGAUUAUCUCACUGAAUAGUGUUGCUCUUGUCAUGCAGAACCAUGCUCUGGCACUAUAAGAAGGAAGCUUUGGGGAGAGAAAGAGUUCAACCCUCCUGUCAGUACAGUAACUAGUGAGCAGGAAGGGCCACAUCGGAUUUCGGAAUUUGUGGGAACUUGAAUGCGAGUUUGCAACAACACGACGACUUAGUGUACACGAUUUUGUGCUUCAUUUGGAAAUUUGUCAUUUUUUUUUUAUUGUAAAUGUAUUUUAUUACCAAGAUGUAAUAACCGUUCUGAGAAAUUGGGACAGCAGCUCCCCUUUAACCACAUGGCUGUCCUAGGGCCAAGUAAAGAAGGGGGAGGAUGAUCACACGUAGUCCAGAUAAUUUACUCAGGUGAAUUAAUGUUGGUAUCAAUUAUUAGGACUGCUGUAUCAAAUAAUGUUCUACAUCUCCAUUGGCCUGACAACACCACAAGAAAGGGUCCAGUCAGCUGCCAUGCCGAAAGGGUCACGUGACUGGCAGCUGGUAGGUUGUUGGCUCCUGACAUACUGUAGCAAAAAUGGAGCUGUCUACUGCUCGGCUCCCAGGUGCCUGGAGAAGAAUCCUGUGACUCUGGGAGACGGCUGUAAACAACAUAACACAACCUUGGUCCUGCCGCCAGCCUGGAGUCACUGGGUUGGUCUUAAAGAAACCCCGAUACUGGCCAUCUGGGAUCGGGUGGGUUCGAGGACAGGGGAGUGAUGAGGUCAAGAGGACAUUUGGGGAAAAAAAGAGUAUGUAAUGAAGUAUCUAUGGAAAACAUUGCAAACAUGAUAAGAGACACCUUACAGACAGAUCCCCCCCACCCAGACAGAGUCUUAGAGAAGCAGGUCCUUGGACUUUACAUUUUGUGUCACAACCGAAGUGCUGUGACCGUCCUCCCAGACAGAUCUCACUCCUGGCACUGCUCGGUUCUCAGUUUCCACAGGUCCGACAUCUGAGCUACCUCUGUCCAGGGUAUCUGAGACUGAGGGAUCUCACACUGUGGAAUCUGAGUCUGGGGUAGCUAUGUCUGAAGAUGACACAGUCAAGACACCUCCUGUGCUUCCACACUCCAGUUUCCGUCCUCAGACUCGUCCUGACGGGAGCCGUGUCAGAUGCAGUUUCGCUUUCAGCAGCAGAGGCUGCUACGCGUGCAGUAUCACAGGCCUGAGGUUUGUCAUGGCCUUGCCAGCCGAAGUGCAGUACUGGACUGAGCCCUUCAGAGCUGAGCCCUCCCUCCUCAGCAGCCUGCAGCCUGUCAGCCCCACCUACAACAUCAACUGUCCCGUCAGUGAGGCGCUGAGGCUCGUCUGCUUUCCCCACUCUGAAACCUCACCAGAUAUCUGGGCUCAACUGAAGGUGGCCCACAGACUGGAUGGAAAUACAGAAAUCAUUCAGCCCACGAGAGUGACAGAUUCCCAUGUUGAAGUCAAAGUGGAUAAACUCUCUCCUUUCACCAUCGUGCUGAAAAUCCUUGGCUUUAAAGUGGAGGUGAGAGGUCAGCUGCUGCUGUUCCUGCUGAAACUGUCUUCCAGGCAGAAGCUCAUUAUCCUGCUGCUGCCCUCAAAUGUCAAUGUGGAAGAGGUGAAAUCAAAGUACACUGGGUACAAAUUCAUUCCCACUUUUUCAAACUGCGUCCUCCUGGAGUCGACGGAAUACAGUCUAUCAUGUGGAAUAGAGGGAUCGACAGUCCAGCCAAAGAAACACUUGUUUUUCCGAGAUUACGGCCCUAACUUCCACGGGACCUUUGAAGUCAUACUCUCCCAGGAAGUGAAGGAGCUGGAACUGGAGCUGUUUAGAUCGAAGAGUAAAGAACUGAGAGUCUGGUCUGGGAAGGUGCUGUUGGAAGAUGCUGUAGAAGUAGCGGCUCCUCCAGCAGCCCGUGCCUCUCUUCCUCCAGCAGGAGGUCACUUUGUGGACAGACACUUCACAGAGCUGGUCAGCAGGGUCACCGUGGUAGACCCCAUCCUGGACAGCCUGCUACAAAAAAACCUCAUCACCCUCGAGGGGUACAUUAAGAUCCGCUCCAGAGACACCCCUUCUGAGAAAAUGAGGGAGCUGCUGUUGGGUCCCAUGGUCUCCUCUGGGGACAGGGGGAAGGAUGAGCUCCUGAGGAUCUUGGCAAAGGAGUUUCCCUGUUUGAUGGCAGACCUGAAGGGACAGGCGUUUCCAUAACACCCUCUCUGCGAGAGUCGCGGGUCGGAGGUGAACAAACCUUUACAGGAAACCCUUUCCUACCCGGCCCGCUGUCGACUGUGGAGCCACCGGAGCUGAGAGGAGGGACCCCGUCCUGGGUCUGAGCAGGAGGAAGAUACAAACACCCUGGUCAGCCAAACACGGACCCUGACGACUGACCAGGAGGAGGGAGGACAGCACAACUUAAAAACCAGCCUUUACCCCCCAGCAGGCAAGAGGAAACACCCCAGGACUAUAUUUUAACUUGUUAUUCUGGUUCAAAUUAGUUUGAUUUCUAUACAUUUUCUAUUCUAAAAUUUGACAUUUUUAACUAGCCACAUUGAAAUGCGUUGGUCUCACACAACUUGUUCUCAAUCCCACUCAAAAAAGGACCUUGGACUGAAUCACUGCACAUGUGUCUUUUGUUUCACACUUAUCUUUCUGAUCACUUGGCUGUUUCUUUCGAUUGGAAUUCCCUGUCUCACACUCUUCAGCUUUGCAUUGAGUUCAUUUUCACAACAGGCAACCAGAAAAGGCCGAAUCUACAUUGUCUUGCUGUCCUGUCUAUGACACUCUGAAUGACAGGGAGCAAACCUUUAAUGCCUCUCAUCUAACUACUCUUGACACCUUAGCUCCUUUUAAAACUGGCUCUGGUAAAGGCUGACCAGCUGCACUCAAUGAAGGCAGUCUCCCACAAACUAGAAGGGACAAUAAGUGGCAUCAUUCUGGCUUGAAUGUACAUCUACAGUCCUGGAAGGAGCAGUUGACUGAGUACAAGGAUGCAGUAGAGUCUGCUAGAUCCAGCUACUUCUCCCGUAUCAUUGAGAACAACCAUAACAAUCCUAGACAGCUGUUCUACACCAUCAACUCAAGCCUAACUGCCCCAACACAUUACCUGCCUCAUCCCCACUUUGCAACAAAUUCUCUGCACAAACUUACCACAACCACCACUCCACCAAUCACACCUGUUUUACUGGUUCUAAUUGCCUGACAUAAGAAAUGGGCCUUUUAAACACUUCAGCUACAACUGUUCCUAAAAAACAAGCUCAGCUCUGAACAACCUAAACAGUUGUCACCCUAUAUUAUAUCUAACGUGCCUCUUUGUGAAAAUCUGAGUGCGUGCUGCUGCAGCUCAAUUUAACAAUCACCUCAUUGCAAAUAACCACUUUGUAACAGAGAGAGGAACCACAGCGAACAUUAAAUUCCCAUGGACUGAAUUACCAUUUCUAUGAUACUUAAACCUACAGUAUGCCCACACUAACCCUGACACUAAAGUAGCUAUCUCUGCACUCUUAAACUGCAUUUCUGAUAUUAAAACCUUCAUGACUUACAAUUUCCUUUACAAACUGCCACAAGACAAGCCCCAUGAACACUGUAGAGCUAAUGCAGUAAUCCUAUCUGUGAAUUGCACUGUACUUGAGCUUCAAUCUUAACUGAAGAACUGAAGAACUCUGGUUCCCGUCUCUCCAGCUUCUCUCUUCUUGACUCAGCAUCCCUAAACAAACUAGUUACACGCAUGAAACCCACCACAUCU